Molecule: messenger RNA, 1974 nt
Organism: Ipomoea triloba (trilobed morning glory)
Lineage: Eukaryota; Viridiplantae; Streptophyta; Magnoliopsida; Solanales; Convolvulaceae
Product: aldehyde oxidase GLOX-like
Exons: 1
Coding region: 80-1741 (553 amino acids)
Source: RefSeq, a predicted model, not a curated record
UCCGACCAAGAAACCAAAAAACAAUACCCUAUCCAACACCAACCUUUCUCACCACUCCAAAAAAAACCACAUUCAAAACAUGAAUCGAAAAUUUAUUGUUAUCUUCUUCGUACUGUUCCACUUGCAUUCUCUUCUGCAACUCCAAUGCCGCCGUAACAGCCUCUUCGCCGCCGCAGGCGGCGGCGGAAAGUGGGACCUACUCCAGCAAAACCUCGGCAUAGUCGCCAUGCAUAUGCAGCUUCUCCACAACGACAAAGUUGUCAUCUACGACCGCACAGAUUUCGGACUUUCCAACAUUUCUCUCCCCGACGGGAAAUGCCGUUACGAUCCGAACGAUAAAGUGCUCGCCGUUGACUGUACGGCUCAUUCCGUUGAAUACGACGUCGCUUCGAACUCCGUGCGCCCGCUCACGGUCAACACCGACGUGUGGUGCUCCUCCGGCGCCGUCACGCCGGACGGCAUUUUGGUUCAGACCGGCGGGUUCAACGACGGCGAUCACGUCGUGAGGGUUUUCCGGCCUUGUAGUGAUAAUAAAUGUGAUUGGGAGGAAAUUCCUGGCGGGUUGAUCCAACGGCGGUGGUAUUCUACUAGCCAAAUCUUGCCAGAUGGACGGCAGAUCGUCGUCGGGGGGCGACGCGCGUAUAGUUAUGAGUUUUACCCCAAAACCGCUGCGAAUCAUGUGUAUAGUCUGAGGUUUUUGGUUGAGACUAAUGAUAAGAAUGAGGAGAAUAAUCUUUACCCGUUUGUUUUUCUCAAUGUCGAUGGGAAUCUCUUCAUUUUCGCGAAUAAUCGGGCGAUUUUGUUCGAUUAUACUAAGAAUUUCGUUGUGAGGGCUUAUCCGGAAAUGCCGGACGGCCAGCCGCGGUGUUAUCCGAGCACGGGGUCGGCGGUUCUUCUCCCGCUGAAAAAUUUGCAGUCUCCGGCGAUCUCGGCGGAGGUUUUGGUCUGCGGCGGCGCUCCAAGAGGGUCAUAUAUUAACGCCCAAAACGGGAAGUUUCUCCACGCGCUCAACACUUGUGGGCGGAUUAUAAUAACCGAUCCGAACCCGAAAUGGGUGAUGGAAACUAUGCCGGAAGCUAGAUUAAUGGGGGACAUGGUGACUCUGCCUAACGGCAACGUCCUUAUUAUCAACGGCGCCGGUGCCGGCUCCGCGGGUUGGGAAUUCGGUCGGGGGCCGGUUUUGAAUCCGGUUCUUUACCGGCCCGAUAACCCAGUGGGCGCGCGGUUCGAGCUCCAGAACCCGACUGCGAUCCCCCGAAUGUACCACUCCACCGCGCUUCUGCUCCGGGACGGCCGGGUUCUCGUCGGUGGCAGCAAUGCCCACGAGCUUUACAACUUCACCAACGUCUUAUUCCCGACGGAGUUACGGCUGGAAGCGUUCUCGCCGGGGUAUUUGGACCCGGCAAUGUCUCUCGCCCGCCCAACUAUCAUCUCGCCCGCUUCACAUUCCCAAUUCGGGUAUGGAAAACGGGUUCCGGUUCGAUUCAAGGUGGCGGGACCCGUGAAUACAAAUUUGGUCACGGUGACACUCGUUGCACCUUCAUUUAACACACAUUCAUUCUCUAUGAACCAAAGACUUCUAGUGAUUGGUUCCGGGGGUGUGAAAUAUGUUGCUAAAAGUACGUACCAGAUCGACGCAGUGACACCGGGUUCGGCCAUUCUAGCACCAUCCGGGUACUAUAUGCUCUUUGUGGUUCAUCAAGAAAUACCUAGCGAGGGUAUUUGGGUGCACAUUCCAUGAAAACAUAUACAUGGAUAUUAGCCAAAUUCUUUUUUUUUUUUUUUUUUUAAUGAUUAAAUUCUUACACGAGAUUAGAAAAUUAAAUCCAAAAUGUAGUUAUUUUUAAGGUUGAUUGGAUAACAAAAUGAAUAAGUUUAGGAGAAUUUUUGAUUUGAUAAGUGUUAUGUUGUUAUAUAAUUUCAUAUUAAGAUAUGAUUUUUUUAUUUAAUAAUAUCAUACCAUGUUGUUUGUUA